AUGAACGGUGAAAUCUUCUUACACGCGCCCACCACCACAACCGCUAACUUUUUGCUUCCCAAACCCGAAACGGCGUCGUCUCAGUCGCUGGACCCGUCGCUACGCUACGAAACGGCGCUCGAAGGGAUCGCAGCGGUUGUUGGAGAACACGUUCUGUUUGGGACGACGUCGUCGUCGACGUCGUUGCAUGAUUCGGAGACGCCUAAGAAAACAGGUGGUGUGUCGGUGAACAAGAGCUACCGAGGAGUGAGAAAGAGACCGUGGGGGAGGUGGUCGGCGGAGAUACGCGACAGGAUCGGGCGGUGCCGCCACUGGCUAGGGACCUUUGACACGGCGGAGGAAGCGGCGCGUGCGUACGACGCGGCGGCGAGGCGACUCAGAGGCGCGAAGGCGAGGACCAACUUCAAGAUACCCUCGGUGUUGCCACUUUCUCCGUCGUCUUCGGAAGGUGUUCAUGGUGGUGCCGUGAAGCCGAAAGCUGCGCGCAAUAACGCUAGGAAGUGUUCCUCCGUGGAACAAUUGUUCAGCGGGGUGCCUCAAAGUUCGAAGAAAUGA
This is a messenger RNA of Sphenostylis stenocarpa, 555 nucleotides long. The record is from the annotation of a GenBank genome assembly. Lineage: Eukaryota; Viridiplantae; Streptophyta; Magnoliopsida; Fabales; Fabaceae.